Molecule: messenger RNA, 5894 nt
Organism: Ruditapes philippinarum (Manila clam)
Lineage: Eukaryota; Metazoa; Mollusca; Bivalvia; Venerida; Veneridae
Product: aminopeptidase N-like
Exons: 41
Coding region: 63-5762 (1899 amino acids)
Biological process (GO): proteolysis; peptide catabolic process
Cellular component (GO): cytoplasm
Molecular function (GO): metalloaminopeptidase activity; zinc ion binding; peptide binding
Source: RefSeq, a predicted model, not a curated record
CCUGUACCCAUGUAUCUUUAUCAUCACGCUUUGAUCACAGCGGCUAGCCAGUGAGUGAUGUAAUGUCGUCUAAAUAUGAAUUAAGUAAUCUAUCCAACUCCGAAUCUACAGUAGUUGGAGAAGAUAAAAUGUCUGGGAAGGACGGUGGAUGCUAUGUUCGAACGGCCACAGGAUUUCUCAUAGCCCUGGUGGCUAUUCUGAUUUCAGUCGGAGUUGGUUUAAUCGUCCACUUUGCCGAAAAUCGUCCACUGGAAUGCAGUUUUCCUGACACAUAUGUUGAAGGCCAGAGUAAAACACAACAACAACAAAAAGAUAGUCAAGCUGUGCAAUGUCCACAAUUAACCACCAACCCUGCAAACACCCAAACACCGAGUGCUUCGCCGUCUGCGACAUCGGCUAUACCGAUGCUGAAGGAUGUUCGACUCCCAAAAUCCAUGGUUCCGAUACAUUAUGACCUCAGGUUACAACCGGAAAUGUAUUCAGCAGACCCAACUACCUUCAUAUUCAAGGGAAAAGUUGCAAUAGAUAUGAACUGCGCAGAAGCAACAAAAACUGUUACUUUACAUAUAAAUAUGUUAAAUAUAACGAAAGACUCGAUUGUGUUUAAAUUAAAAUCCGGGUCAGGGAGUACGCCACAGUACGUAAAAUAUACGGAAGACGAGGAACGCCAGUUUUUGAUAGUUCAUUUCGAUAAAGACACUACACCAGGGACACAGUAUACUUUGUCAAUGGACUUUGUUGGACCCCUGAAAGACGAUUUGCAAGGGUUUUAUCUUAGCAGUUAUAAAGAAGGCAAUAACACCGUCUACCUAGCUACAACCCAGUUUGAACCGACAGAUGCUAGGAAAGCCUUCCCAUGUUUUGACGAACCUGCGAUGAAGGCGACCUUUAAGGUGACUUUAGUAAGAAAGAAACAUCUGAUGUCGCUGUCAAACAUGCCGAUUGUAACAUCAAACCCUAUAGAAAACGGCUAUGUUGAAGAUAGGUAUAAUGUAACCGAGAAGAUGUCAACCUACUUACUAGCAUUUGUAAUUGGUCAGUUCAACAAGACACAAGGAGUUACAAAAAAUGGUCUUAAAUAUGGAGCUUGGGCGAGACCCGAAUCUGUGAGCCAGACUCACGUUGCAUUGGAUGUUGGUGUGAAUACGAUAUAUAAUUAUGAAAAAUAUUUUGACAUUCCGUUUCCAUUACCCAAACAAGAUAUGAUUGCCAUACCGGAUUUCGCAGCUAAUGCAAUGGAAAACUGGGGUUUGAUUACAUAUAGGGAAACCGCCAUGUUGUUUAAUCAGGAAGUGACGUCAGAGAAAAGUAGACAAAGGGUGACAAUUGUCAUCACGCAUGAACUUGCACAUCAGUGGUUCGGAGACUUGGUAACUAUGGACUGGUGGGAUGACAUUUGGCUUAACGAAGGUUUUGCGACAUUUGUUGAAUACUUAGGUGCUGAUAUGAUUCAUCCUGAUUGGGAAAUGUUUGAACAGUUUGUCAUUAAUGAAGUGCACCAAGCUAUGGAAUUUGAUUCGUUAGUGACGUCCCAUCCUAUUUAUGUACCCGUCGAUAACCCGGAUGAAAUUCACGAAAUAUUUGACACCAUUUCCUAUGCAAAGGGUGGCUCCGUGAUUCGUAUGAUUCGGUUUGUCCUUGGAGAAGAAACUUUCAAAAAAGGAUUAACACUUUACUUGAAACAACAUAGCUACGGAAAUGCAAAACAUGAUGACUUAUGGAAUGCGUGGGCAACGCAAGCUCACACGGACGGACACGACGUUGACGUGAAGAAAAUAAUGGACACAUGGACACUUCAAAUGAACUUUCCUGUUGUCAAGGUAACAAAACAAAACGGAAAAAUACACGUGGAACAAAGUCGAUUUUUGAAAAACAAGAAUGCAAGAGACCCCGGAAAGUAUCACAGUCCGUUUGACUACAAAUGGGAAAUCCCAUUCACCUACCUUACAAGCGCAAAUCCAGAUUUUAACAUCACCAAUUCCGGUAUAACAUGGCUGAGUGAUUCAAGUCUAGAAAUUGCACAUGUUAAUGUAGCAGACGACCAAUGGAUACUUGGUAACGUGGGACAAUAUGGUUACUACAUGGUCAAUUAUGAGGACUCGAACUGGAAAGCUCUUAUUCAACAACUUAGGUCAAAACACACAGUUAUUUCAAAUAUCAACCGGGCACAGAUCAUUAAUGAUGCAUGGAGUUUAGCAAGGGCUGGCCAGCUGUCUACCGAUAUAGCACUGAGUGUUCUUGAGUAUUUAGACAAAGAACUUGAUUACGUCCCUUGGCAAGCAGCAAGAAAACAACUUAAUUACCUUGAUGAUAUGUUCAGAAAAACUGACUUAUAUGGGAAGUUUGAGAAUUUCAUGCUGUCUAAAUUAUCCGGCCCCUUCUCACAUUUUGGAACGGACGACGAAAAUGCGACACACAUUGAGUCACUAAUAAGGAGCGAUAUUGUGGAAAUGGCGUGCUCUUAUGGCUUGAAACAGUGCAUUCAAUAUGCAAAACAGCUGUUUGCAAAGUGGAUGGACUCUCCCGAUAUGAAUCCUAUAGACCCCGAUCUAAGACCAGCCGUGUAUUGCACUGCUAUCGCUGAAGGUGAUGCCACAGAAUGGAAUUUUGCUUUUGACAAAUACAAGGCAGCUACAGUAGCCACAGAGAAAGUGACACUGUCAAAGGCAUUGGCAUGCACGAAAAGCACGUGGUUGCUUAGCAGAUAUCUUGAAUUAAGUAUUAAUCCGGAUGUAGUAAGAAAACAAGACGCAACAUAUGUCAUACUAUAUAUAGGAAGUAAUCCGAUUGGUCAGUCCUUGGCCUGGGACUUUGUUAGAGGCAGAUGGGAUUAUCUAUUUAACACGUACGGAAAAGGAGUUUUCUCAUUUGCACGCCUAAUAUCUGGAAUAACUUCAACUUUUAAUACAGAAUUCCAGCUGAAACAGUUGCACGAUUUCCUUGGAGAGAAUCCGAAUAUGGGUACCGGAAAUAGAGCGUUUAAACAAGCUAUUGAAAAGACUCAGACAAACUUUGACUGGAUGACCAAAAAUCGGGAAAUUGUAGCAAAUUGGUUAGAUACUGUUGGUAAAAAACACAAUGCAAGAGUCACGGAUGUUAGACUUCCGGUACAUCUCAUUCCAGACACGUAUGACGUCACUUUGCAACCAAAUAUGUACGGUGAUGACCCUGAAUCGUUUAAUUUUGAAGGACAUGUGAAGAUAUAUAUGACGGCCAAAGAGGCGGGGCGAAAUGUUACUUUACAUGUUAAUAAAUUGAAUAUAAAUGAGGAAAGCAUUACUUUUGGAAAAGCAGACGGAUCUCCAGGCGGCCCGGCAUAUAAAGGUCAAAGAGAAAGUGACAAAGAGCGACAAUUUGAAAUUUUCUAUCUCAAUUCCGACAUUGUCGCUGGACAGAAAUACACAAUUGAAAUGGCAUUUACUGGACCAUUGGUUGGAGAUUUAGCAGGAUUAUACCUUAGUCAAUACAAGCGUGGAAAUGACACUGUAUACAUUGCCACCACUCAGUUUGAGCCGACAGAUGCAAGAAAGGCGUUCCCUUGCUUUGAUGAGCCGCAGCUCAAAGCUAAAUUCAACGUGAAACUUGCCAGGAAGUCGCACAUGGUUUCUAUUUCAAAUAUGCCAAUCAUCAGUCAACAAUCCGUGAAAAAUGGUUUUAUUGUGGACACGUAUAAUACGUCAGCUAUCAUGUCAACAUAUUUACUCGCGUUCAUUGUGUGUGAUUUCAAGUACACAAAUAGUACAACAUCAAACGGUGUCACGUAUAGAGCAUGGGCGAGGCCAGAAUCGAUCAAUCAGACGGCAGUUGCCCUGGAAACCGGCACAAAAAUAUUAUCGUAUUAUGCUGACUAUUUUGGGGAGGCUUUCCCCUUACCGAAACAAGACAUGAUAGCAAUACCUGACUUCGCUGCUGGUGCUAUGGAAAACUGGGGUUUGAUCACAUACAGGGAGACCGCCAUGUUGUUUGAAAAGGGAGUGUCUUCUGAAGGAAAUUUGCAAAGGGUCAAGGUCGUUGUUGCUCAUGAACUGGCUCAUCAGUGGUUUGGUGAUUUGGUAACAAUGAACUGGUGGGAUGAUCUGUGGCUGAACGAGGGCUUUGCAAGUUUUGUAGAAUAUAUGGGCACUGAUCACGUGAGUCCAGAUUGGAAGAUGUUUGAGCAGUUUGUGUUCGAGAUAUACGAGGUAUUCGACAUAGAUUCUCUAACUUCGUCACAUCCGAUAUAUGUUCCUGUUCAGAACCCGGAUGAAAUCAACGAAAUAUUUGAUACCAUAUCAUACGCGAAGGGUGGGUCUGUCAUCAGAAUGAUGAGGUUUUUCCUUGGUGAAGACACAUUUAAGUUAGGUCUGCAGGAAUAUCUUCAUGCUAGAAAAUACCAGAAUGCUGAUCACAAUGACCUCUGGGAUGCACUUGAACAGCAAGCAAAGAAGGAAAAUAAACCUAUUAAAGUUCGGGAGGUCCUUGAUACAUGGAUAUUGCAGAUGAACUACCCUGUUGUAACGAUUAGCAAAGAUGCCAAUGAAAAGGUGAAAAUUAAACAAGAACGUUUCCUCAAGGAUAAAAAUGCAAAGGACCCGGGCACAUACACAUCACCAUUUGAUUACCAGUGGAAGAUACCAUUUACCAUGACAACAAGCACUGACGCCAAGUUCAACCAAACAGAUAGUGAUGUCGCAUGGCUAAAGGGUCAAGAAAGGAGUUUACAAAGAGACUAUCCGACUGGACCUAAUUCUUGGAUAAUUGGUAACAUUCAACAGUACGGUGUUUAUAGAGUUAAUUAUGACGAUGACAACUGGAAUAAUCUUAUACAUCAACUCAAAACGGAUCACAAGGCAAUUCAUGUGCUCAACAGAGGUCAAAUCAUCAAUGACGCAUUUGGACUUGCUCAAGCUAAGAUGUUAUCAAUGGAUAUAGCACUAAGGACACUGGAAUACCUGACAGAAGAAACUGAGUAUGUUCCGUGGGUGGCGGCCGGUGAUCAACUCGGUUAUAUACAUAAGAUGAUCGCCGAAACAGAGCUAUAUGGAGCAUUCGAGCGUUUCAUGCAAGCCACUGUCAGCAAACAAUACAAUAGACUUGGAUUGGACAAUUCCGGUGCCAGCCAUCUUGAAUCUUACGUUAGGUCAGAAAUUGCAAGUCAUGCUUGUGGCUAUGAUAUUACCAAUUGCACAGAAACUGCCAAAAAACUUCUACAACAGUACAUGGAUCAUCCUGAUAAUAAUCCAAUCGAACCUGAACUGAAGUCUACGAUUUAUUGCACGGCACUGCGAGAGGGCGGGGAGAAAGAGUGGGAGUUUCUGUUUCAGAAAUAUAUGACGGCAACCGUUCAAGCAGAAAAGUCACGCCUACUAAGUACUCUUAGUUGCACGAGGAAAACGUGGAUUUUGAACAAGCUUCUGGAAUACGCUCUAGACACCAGUAUUGUGAGAAAACAAGAUGCUUACAAAGUGUUCAUCUACGUCGGGAGGAAUAUCGUCGGCCGGGCUGUUGCUUGGGAUUUCUUCAGGUCAAAAUGGGAUGAUAUCUUUGAAACAUAUGGGACUGGAUCAUUUUCCUUAAGCGAUAUCGUUUCUGGUGUAACGGCAUCAUUCAAUACAGAGUUUAAACUGCAACAGCUGAAGGAUUUCCAAGCAGCUCAUCCGGAUAUGGGAUCAGGAUCUAGGGCCAUGGCUCAAACUAUAGAAAAUACAAAUACAAACAUACAGUGGAUGAAGGACAAUUAUGAUACUGUAAAGAAAUGGCUCGAGAACUACAAGAAGGCAUAACGACGUCACAAUGACGUCACUUGGAUUUAUGCAAGCGUUAAAUGACAAAAAAACUGAAUUAGAAUGCCUGUUCUUUAGAAGAAUGCAUUUUAAAAUAUUAUAAUCGGACAAUAGUUUAUAUUUUCCUACAUU